Molecule: messenger RNA, 2433 nt
Organism: Onychomys torridus (southern grasshopper mouse)
Lineage: Eukaryota; Metazoa; Chordata; Mammalia; Rodentia; Cricetidae
Product: ubiquitin carboxyl-terminal hydrolase 29-like
Biological process (GO): G1/S transition of mitotic cell cycle; regulation of DNA-templated transcription; protein deubiquitination
Cellular component (GO): cytosol; nucleus
Molecular function (GO): cysteine-type deubiquitinase activity; cysteine-type endopeptidase activity
Source: RefSeq, a predicted model, not a curated record
AUGAAGCUCAAUUUCCAGGUUUCUGUAGAUUAUGGCAACAAGAAUGGCAGGCGAGCACAUCCAGGCUUCUCAGUGGAAGAAGCAGUCAUCCUAAUAGUAGAAAGAAAACAGAAGGUUAAUCUGGUAGCUUCCUUCAAGUUGGAAGGAAGGAGUAGGGUUUUUCACCUGGGUGAUAAUGGAGUAGGUGUAGUGGUCAGUUGUUGUGAGACAGGAGUGCAUCAUCUGCAUUUAACUCUGAAAGGUGAUACUUUCUUACCCAUGGACAAGAUAUCUGCCAUAGAUGUUGAAAAGUUGAAGUAUUUCCUGGAAUUUUUACAUCCAUCUGAAUCCCAACAAUCUGAGGAACCCAAGAGCAAUCAGCAUAUUCCUGAAAGCAGUGAUCCAUUUUGCAGGAAGCCCCAGGAGCUAGUGCGCGGACCCUUGAAUACUACACAAGAAAGUUGGACUCCACUCCCCAUAAAGUUUCAGAGCAACUCCAGCAGCAGUCAUGGUGAAAAAGAGAGUGGAGAAAUACAGAGCAAAAACAUGAAGAGAAAAUCAACAUUCACAGUAGAAAUGAAUGAGGACAUUAUUGAAGAAAAUAAUUCUGAACCAGGAAAGAAAUCCAAAACUAAAAGCGAAGAAGAGAAACCAAGCUUAGGAGAUCAGGAAGAACAUAACAUUGGAAAAGUUGAACCUCCAUUCAACCCCAACACCUGCUUGGGUCCUAACCUAGAUUAUCACAUUGUUCUUCCAACACAAAUAUGGCCUGAUGAAAGUGGAUCAAAGUUUAGACAGGAGACCCAAUCAUACACAUAUAUUGACAUCUAGGCUACUCCAGACACUUAUAUGAAGGAACUGAAACAUGAAGGCUUCCCCAAUCUGGGAAAUACCUGUUACAUGAAUUCCAUUUUAUAAUCUAUUUCUGGGAUUCCAACAUUUGCAAAGGACUUGCUCACACAAGGUAUCCCAUGGGAGAAAUUUUCCUGUGAUGAUCUUAUCAAGCCCUUAACCAAAAUGCUUGUUUUGAAAGAUAUCCAGAAUAUAGAGAUCAAAGGAAUGUUACUCAUGGAUGUGAAGAAAUCCAUUUCCACAGUUGCAAACACAUUCUUGGGCAAUGAACAGAAUGAUCCCUUUGAAUUUCUAACUCACUGUUUAGACCAGUUGAAAGUGAAUAUGGAAAAACUAAAUGCCACACAGACCACUGAGAAGGAUAAUGAGGCUGAGAGAUCAUCUCCAUCAACAUGUGCUGGGACUGCCAUCCCCAAAAGGUUCAUUUGUCCUGUCAGUGCUAAUUUUGAAUUAGAGCUGCAGAGAUCAAUUGCUUGUGAAGCCUGUGGUGAGGCUACUCUCACCACUGAAGUGAGUAAUUACCUCUCUGUUGACCUGCACCAAGGGACAAGAGAAGAGCCUCUAUCUAUUCAAAAGUCCCUUGAUCUUUUCUUUACACCAGAAAAAAUUGAGCGUAAUUGUGAGAAGUGCAAGAACAAGAAUUCAGUUCUCAGGUACACGUUGAAGAGGCUCCCCAGGGUCCUCAUUGUUCAUCUGAAACGAAACCACUUAACCGCUAAUGGAUUGUUGGUGAAGAGUAAUCAGCCAGUUGAGAUUUCUAUGUAUCUAAAUGUAUCUUCUCACUAUAAUGAAAACAGGAAAUCACCAUUUUCCUUGAUUGAUUACAUCCCCCUUGAUGACUGUGAUGUCCCAAAUGACCCUGAAGGGAUGAUGCCUCUCAGCCAGUCAAUACCAUCUUCUAAUGUGAAGAACUAUGAGAAAAUUAAUGUUGAUGAAAUAUCAGAUCACCACACUACCACUAAGGUUGUCAAUUAUUGUGAUCCUAAUGAAGGAAAGAUUCUUGAAGGAUCUCACAAAAUGGCAGAAGAGCUUCUCUCUAUUUACAGGAAUAGAUUGCACAAGGAAUUCCUUCCUCAGGCAUCACCUCAAAGUGUUGAGGGUACUCAGGACACAGAGAAAGAUCUGAAUAAGUCUUCAGGAUUGAGAGAUCAGAAAGAUGAUGAAGAUCCCCUUGGUGCAUCAGGGCAUCCUAAAAAUAACAAUGUUCCAGGAAGCAACAACACAGUAGAUGCUGUUCAUGAGUCCAAAAAUUUGGGGAGAGUGACCUUUGAAGACAUCACUGUGAACUUCACCCCAGAGGAGUGGCAGGGCUUGAAGCCUGAGCACAGACACUUGAAUAAAGUUGUGAUGUUGGAGAACCACAGCACCCUGACAUCUGUGGGUGAGGAGGGCUUUAGGACUGAGGAGGGGGGUGAUGGCCUGGAGUCUGAAAUAUACAAGGAUGUUUUCCAGAAUGUUCACUGUCGAGAAAUCCUUCAGCAGCAAAGGAGCCUACAUAAAAAGAUCUACGUUGGGCAAAAUCCUUAUAAAUGCUCUGAGUGUGGGAAAGCCUUUGCUGAGAAGCUGUAUCUUGAUGGACACCAGAAACGAUUUCCCACUUGA